AUGUUUAUAGUACAACGGAAUGAACAAUUUUUUUUUGUGGUUGCCGUUGGUGUUAUAGCUGGUGUUGCUCAUAUUGCUAAUGCUACUACUACUGCUGCUACUACUGCAGUCGGUACUGCUGUUGUUACUGCGUCUACUGCUGCUGCUGUUGCAAACAUAACAGCUGGUGUUGCUCAUACUGCUCCUGCUGUAACUGCUGCUGCUGCCACUAGUGCAGUCGGUACUGGUGUUGUUACUGCGUCUACUUUUGCUGCUGUUGCCUACAUAAUAGCUGGUGUUGCUGCUACUGCUCUUACUGCUGCUGCCACUACUUCUGCUGUUACUAGUGCAACUGUUACUACUGCUGCUGCUACUACUUUUGCUGAAAGUAGUGCUGUUGCUCACUACUGUUACUGCAGUCGGUACUGCUGCUAUUAG
Molecule: messenger RNA, 417 nt
Organism: Ceratitis capitata (Mediterranean fruit fly)
Lineage: Eukaryota; Metazoa; Arthropoda; Insecta; Diptera; Tephritidae
Product: antifreeze protein Maxi-like
Exons: 4
Coding region: 1-417 (138 amino acids)
Source: RefSeq, a predicted model, not a curated record